Molecule: messenger RNA, 207 nt
Organism: Tilletiaria anomala UBC 951
Lineage: Eukaryota; Fungi; Basidiomycota; Exobasidiomycetes; Georgefischeriales; Tilletiariaceae
Exons: 1
Biological process (GO): positive regulation of transcription by RNA polymerase II
Cellular component (GO): nucleus
Source: RefSeq, a predicted model, not a curated record
CAUCUGUGCAACGAUCACGUCGGACGCAAGAGCACCAACAACCUCUGCCUCACUUGCAAAUGGGAGGCCUGCGACGUCAGCUGCGCCAAGCGCGACCACAUCACCUCCCACCUCCGCGUCCACACGCCCCUCAAGCCGCACUCGUGCGAUUCGUGCGGCAAGACGUUCAAGCGACCCCAGGACCUCAAAAAGCACGAGCGCAUCCAC